AUGAACGCCGGAGCGCCAGAAUGGAAACCCAACGCUGGGGCUGCUUCCUGGACGCCAGGAGGUACUCCUAGUUUCACUGUAGCCACACCGUCACCAGCAGCCGCACCUGCUCCAGCACCGGAACCCGCCCCGGCUCCUCCUGCCCAUCAAGAUUCCACUGCUUCCGAUAUCGAUGAGAAGGACCCUCUUUGGCAGGUGGUCUUGAAGAUUGCCGAAGGAGACAGGGCACGUGCUUUGAAAAUGAUCAAUAAUCCGGAUUCACUGACAAAAUACCCCGAAGUCGUAGCUAUCUUGGCUUCUGGAGAUGGUGGUGGUGAUGCCAUGGAGACGGAUGACUGGGAAAAGGAAAAGUCAACGGACGGUGAUCUAGCCAAGCAAGUGGAUGAAAAAAUGAAAAUUGAUGAAAAACCAAAACCAAAACCUGCACCAAAAGAAGAUUACGAUGAUGAUGAUGACGAUGAUGACGAUGAUGACGAGGAACGAGAAGAAGUGGAUCCAGCAAGCUUGCAGGAGGGGGAUCCAAGAGAGCACUUGAACCUGGUAUUCAUUGGUCACGUUGAUGCUGGAAAGUCGACAUUGUCGGGAAAUAUCUUGUACUUGACCGAGAAUGUCGACAAACGAACCAUUGAGCGUUAUGAAAAGGAAGCCAAGGAACGAAAUCGAGAAUCCUGGUUUCUGGCCUUUAUCAUGGAUACCAAUGAGGAAGAACGUGCCAAGGGAAAGACUGUGGAAGUUGGAAAGGCCCAUUUUGAAACAUCUGAUAAGCGAUACACCAUUAUGGAUGCUCCCGGACACAAGAACUAUGUCCCAAACAUGAUUAUGGGCGCCAGUCAAGCCGAUGUUGGUGUCUUGGUGGUAUCAGCUCGUAAGGGAGAGUUUGAAGCCGGAUUCGACCGUGGAGGUCAAACUCGUGAACACGCCAUGUUGGCCAAGACAUUGGGUGUUACUUAUUUGGUAGUGGUAGUCAACAAGAUGGACGACCCUACUGUGAACUGGUCCAAGGAUCGUUAUGAUGAAUGUGUCACCACGAUUCGCCCUUACUUGAAGCGCUGUGGGUUUGUCAUCAAAAGAGAAGUCAAGUUCCUUCCAAUCUCUGGAUUGAAUGGUGCUAAUGUCAAGGAUGAAGUUUCAGAAUCAGAUUGUCCUUGGUGGAAGAAAUGUUGGAACGAAGGAGCCAACAACACUACUGCCCCCACACUUUUAGACCUAUUCGAUACUUUACAAAUCAAGGAUCGUGACCCCUCUGCUCCUCUUCGUAUUCCAGUUUUGGAAAGAUAUAACGACCGUGGUACUAUUGCCAUGGGGAAGGUCGAAAGUGGAAUUGUCCGACCUGGUAUGAUGGUUACUCUGAUGCCAACAGGGAAUCAAUACAAGGUCGAUGGUGUAUGGGCGAAUGAAGAUCCAGUCUCGGGAGCUCGUCCCGGUGAGAAUGUUCUAGUGAAACUGAAUGGAGCGGGAUUGGAAGAUUGCCGAAAAGGGUUUGUUAUUUGCUCGGAUCCUCCAUGCCGUGCCGUCGACAAGAUUAUCUGUAAGAUUGCUGUGACAGACAUGCCUGACAACAAUCGCAUCUUGACGGCUGGUUUCCAAGCCGUAUUCCACGCCCACUGUUGUGAAGAAGAAUGUACGGUCACGAAGAUUUUUGAGACCACCAACAACAAGGGCAUCGUCGUGAAGGGCGCUCGAUUUGCCAGUGAAGGCAUGCAAUGCGUGUGCAUGCUAGAACUAGAUCGAUCGGCUCCAGUGGAAACCUUUGAAACUAUGCCAUUCUUGGGCCGAUUCACUCUUCGAACAGAGGGAAAGACCAUUGCUAUUGGUAAGAUUACGAAGCUUCCGCCAAAGAAGGAUUAA
Messenger RNA from Cylindrotheca closterium, 1848 nucleotides. The record is from the annotation of a GenBank genome assembly. Lineage: Eukaryota; Bacillariophyta; Bacillariophyceae; Bacillariales; Bacillariaceae.